AUGCCCCUACACCAUGCAAAAAACCAUUUUCGAAAAGGGUCCCACGCCCUGAAAGACCUUCCUUGUAAGAUAUGCUCAAUAUUUGACUGUUAUUACAAUCAUUCUUUGAAGAACCGUUCGAAGAACCGGAUGCGGUCGAUCAUUAUAUCGUUGACGGUGUCACUCAUGCCAUAUGGUGGACCGAUUCUGGUUCUGAACUUGUUUUCGUUUUACCUACGGAACGAAGUCUGCGAGCCUUCAAGCAAGAUUUGUCGUCACCAGCGGUCAGCUCAAGAAGAGGAUCAAGUAAGACGCCUUCUGCAAUGUCGGUCUCGUCAGAAGAUGCCAAAGGAGAUAACUCAUUGUCUGCGGAAGUAUUCCACGAAACUGCUCGUAAGAAGACAAGCAGCUCCAUAGGUGGUAGUGAGAGAGAAAAAGAAGGGUUGUUCUCUUAUGGAGGAGGCGGAUCCAGCAUGGGUAAUGCUCCGCCAACGCGAAAGAGUGCAGAAGUUCGAGUAAUGCUUGUAUGGUUGGAGCGUGCCGAGGACAUGCUUCAUUUCCCCGUCGUUAUCAAUUCACGCACACAAAGCGAAGGCAGGCAAUAAUUGA
This is a messenger RNA of Haemonchus placei, 588 nucleotides long. NCBI's taxonomy places the organism in Eukaryota, Metazoa, Nematoda, Chromadorea, Rhabditida, Trichostrongylidae. The record is from the annotation of a GenBank genome assembly.